This is a messenger RNA of Molossus molossus (Pallas's mastiff bat), 3987 nucleotides long. RefSeq names its product solute carrier family 16 member 6 (gene SLC16A6). Lineage: Eukaryota; Metazoa; Chordata; Mammalia; Chiroptera; Molossidae. The coding region runs from base 479 to 2053 and encodes 524 amino acids. Gene Ontology annotation, molecular function: monocarboxylic acid transmembrane transporter activity. The record is from RefSeq and is a predicted model, not a curated record. The transcript is spliced from 7 exons. Gene Ontology annotation, biological process: monocarboxylic acid transport; transmembrane transport.
GGGACACCCGCGGCCGCCGGGGCCACUGCGGCACUCCUUACCCCCUUCCGGAACGGGAAUUGUCGUGUGCACGAGUUGACGAAAUUGGGGAAGUUGGCCCUGGAGAAGGAACUUGGGGGCUGUGGCGCGGCGCGCGCAGCUCACGCUCAAACUGGAAAGAACCUGUUCUGCCCGCGGAACCGCUACGGCCGCCGGAGACCAUCGCCGGCGACCCUCAUCCCACACCCCAAAUCCUCAGGACGCGGGUGGGACUGGAAGUGCGGAGGAGCUGGGAGGAGGAAGACGGUCAGGGAGUGCUGGCAGAAAGGGUGCAGACGCCCCCAAACAAGUCCGCGGUCCCCACUAACGGCUCGGGCCCACGCCCUAAGGAGUUAAACCUUUCUCAUGUUACCCAGCGGCUUAUAAGGAGGGGAGGCCAAGCCUACGCCUUAUUGGGAGCCUGUGGGGUUUAUUCUCUGCCCUUCUAACUUGAUUAAGAAUGACUGAGAAGAAAUCACAGCUUUGUUCCAGAGCCAAUGUAUAUACCCAAGUGCCUGAUGGAGGAUGGGGCUGGGCAGUAGCUGUGUCUUUUUUCUUCAUUGAAGUCUUUACCUAUGGUGUCAUCAAGUCAUUUGGUGUCUUCUUUAAUGACUUAAUGGACAGUUUUGAGGAAUCUAAUAGUAGGAUCUCAUGGAUAAUAUCGAUAUGUGUGUUUUUCUUAACAUUUACAGCUCCCCUGUCCACUGUCCUGAGCAGUCGUUUCGGACACCGCCUGGUGGUGAUGGCCGGAGGGCUGCUUGUCAGCACGGGGAUGGUGGUGGCCUCCUUUUCCCGCCAGGUGUACCACAUGUACAUCUCAAUUGGCAUCAUCUCUGGUUUGGGAUACUGCUUUAGCUUCCUCCCAUCUCUCACUAUUCUGUCACAGUACUUUGACAAAAGACGUUCGAUGGUCACUGCAGUUGCUUCUACAGGAGAAUGUUUUGCUAUGUUUGCUUUUGCACCAGCAUUCACGGCUCUGAAGGAGAACAUCGGCUGGAGAUCCAGUCUCCUCCUCGUGGGCCUACUACAGUUGAACAUUGUCAUCUGCGGGGCGUUGCUGAGGCCAAUUAUAAUCAGAAGACCAGGGUCACCGAAAGUAACGGGACACGAAAAUCCAAAAGAAGUACAUUACAUGCUUGAAAACGAGAAAACGCGCACCUCAAUCGAUUCCAUUGACUCAGGAGUAGAGCUAACUACCUCACCUAGAAACGUGCCUAGUCACACGAACGUGGAACUGGACCCGAAGGCCGACGUGGAGCAGCGGAUCCUGGAAGAGACCGGCUCCGAGCACAGCGACGACAAAGGCCCCUUGUUGGACUUCUCAGUCUUGAAAGAGAGAAGUUUCAUCUGUUACGCGUUAUUUGGUCUCUUUGCAACAUUGGGAUUCUUCGCCCCUUCCUUAUACAUCAUUCCCUUGGGCAUCAGUCUGAACAUCGAAGAGGACCGAGCUGCUUUUCUGUUAUCGACCAUGGCAAUCGCGGAGGUUUUUGGGAGAACUGGAGCUGGUCUGGUCCUCAACAGCCAGCCCAUCCGUAAGAUCUACAUUGAACUCAUCUUCGUCGUCUUGUUGACUGUGUCCCUCUUUGCCUUUACUUUUGCUACUGAAUUCUGGGGUUUAAUGUCCUGUAGCGUGUUUUUCGGCGUUAUGAUCGGAACGGUCGCGGGCACCCACAUUCCACUGCUCGCUGAAGAUGAUGUUGUGGGGAUCGAGAAGAUGUCUUCUGCUGCUGGAGUCUAUGUCUUCAUCCAGAGCUUAGCAGCACUAGCUGGACCACCCCUUGCCGGUCUGCUGGUGGACCACAGUAGGAUGUACAGCAGAGCCUUCUACUCCUGUGCGGCAGGCAUGGCCGUGGCUGCCGUGUGCCUCGCGUUCGUGCGACCGUGUAAAAGGGGACUGUGCCGGCACCCUCGUGCCGGUGAAGGGAAGGCCGAGAGUUACCACGGGAGAGCUGUACAGGACACACCUGAGGACUUCCUUGAAAUGGACCUUGGGAAAAACGAGCAUAAAGUUCCUAUGAAAACGGAGCCAGAAUGACGGCUUUCCUCUAACAGCAGCCACCCUGCUGGCUGGCUGGGCGGGGCUGUCUGGGGGACACAGUGGUGCAGAGGAGCUAACCACGGCACCCAUCUUCAAAACGACAUUUCAGAGGGAAUGUACAUACGAACACCACUACCAACAUCCUCUUCUCGAUGUUUAAGUUUUCCUUUUCGCUUGUUCUUUAAGCCAAAACAAAAACAACCAAAUAUUCUUCCAUACCUAAAUCCGGCUGUAUUCCGUAGCAAUACAAAGACACACAGAAGGACUGUGGUUCACAUUCCGAUUUGAAAAUAGUGACAUAAACGGAGAAGUGGUUUUAAGAGCUCUCACAUAUAUAAACUGCUGUACUGUCAAACAAUAGCGAGCCCAGGUCAUUGAAAUUGGCCAUUCAAAAAAAAAAUCUUAAAUCACUCGUAAAAUUCCUCAGUUUCAGAGAUAUGAGCACAUUCUUUAAAACCCUUUGAAAAAUACAGAGGUUUGCAUUAAAAACGUAUAGCCUCUUCAUUUCCCAAAUAUUCAGUGGAAUGACGUACACUUUAAGACCAAACAUUUGGCUAAUAUGUGGGAAUCUAUAUAUCUACAUAUAAACUUGAAACUCAUGAAUGUGAAGAUCCCCACUUCUUUUUAUAGCCAGUCAUUACCAGAAGUAUUUCACACAGAAUAUAAAGAAUAGCAUUCAAAAAUGCAUUUCCUGUUGCUUUUAAUUAUUCAGAAAUAUGUGAUUGUAGUGUCUUUAAUUUAAACCACUAUUUAUUAUUAAGUUAUUCUAGGAUGAUUAAAGUAGUCAAAAGAAAUAUAAUCUGGGACAUAAACAUCAUUUUUACCUCCCUUCUGUAAUCCUUUAAAGGCCUCAAAGAAUUACUACUUCUCUAGUAAAGUUACUCCAUAAGGCCAAGUUGUAAUGAUUCUUCAAUUUGAUUAAAGGCAACAUGCUAUUUAUGGUGGGAAAAGAAUGAAUAGCAAAUUGCCUUAGCAUUUUAAAAUAAUGUUUUAUUACCUAAGAAUACUUGAGGAUCUUCUUUGAUCAGAAUUAUAUUUCAUCGAAUUGUUGAAGCAUUUCUGAUUUUAACAAGAAAACCAUCUAACUGCUGAAGCAUUUCUGUAUUGCACAUGGGGCAGCAGGGACUUUAUUUUACCAUCAUGAGUAACAGGUUGCAAUUUACAUCUUGUAUAAACUUUGAUUGCUCUAAGUUGCCAGAGUUUUCAGGUUAACUUAUCAUUGGGUUGAUUUUUUUUUUUUUCAGUUACACUAUAUGUAGAGUAUUUCUCAUUUUAGCCAUUUUCUGUAAAGAAGGCACGUGUGAGGAUAACAAGUGGGUUACUACUCCUGUGUACUGAAUCUCACUCUACAGGUGAUGGUCAUUGCUCGCUGCUCCAUCCUUAUUCAUCUUCACUGUUAAUUUAUGACAACUCAGGGGGAAACAAUAUAACAAGCCUAGUUUGGUUACAGGUACACAAAGCUUGAAUAUUUCUCUGCACUGAAAUGGAAGUGGCAUAGUUCAACACCACCUGCUAUAUUUUGUACAGAAUUUUAUCAGCCAUAGAAAUAGGACAAUCUGUAAAUCUUUGGGGGGGGUGGCACAGGAAGUGACACAGUGUCCAUCAAAAAAAGACACACCUAAAACAAGGUGGAUGUAACAGAUCGCUGUCACUGCUUGAAAAGGACUGAGCUUGUGACAGUGUUGCAGACUUACAUGACUUCAGCACUUUAUAACGAUUUUUACUAUGAAUGUUAAAUAUAGUUUAAUAUUUAUAACUGACUUCUGAGCUGUGUGCUCUCUGUCCAUUCUGUUAACCGCAUGAGAAACAUGUAUGCCGAUUUCAGUUUGUCAAUAAUCAAGGUUUUAAAUGUUUGGAAGAAGAUUUAAAACAGGAUUGCUAAUUUGUUCUGUACUAGGGACAUUCUGGUACUUCUAGAUUUGCAAUAAAUG